AUGCCUCUCCCGUCUCCGGAACCCCCACGCAGCGCCCGGCCGAGCAGACCGACUCCCCUCCGCCCCAUCCCCCUGCCUCUGCGAUUCCUGCUCAGCCCACCAACGAAGCGCACAGCAGCAGCAGCAGCUCCGUCGACGAUAGCCGCAACCUGCCAUCGGAGCCGGAGGGGGAGGACGAAAAUCGCAGCAACUGCAGCAAGUCAGACACCGUCGUGUCGCACUCAGACGAUGUGUCCUCUUCGUCGUCGUCGUCGCCGUCCGCGUCUCCCUGCUCGACGCCCGACUUGCCCUCUCGCGCCCCUUCGCACCUGCCCUCGCCGGGUCGAUGUGACGAUGCCGGCAACGGCCGCGAGGGCGGGACCAACGCACAGGCGCAUCAUCACCGCCGUGAUCACCACCGUCACCACGGUCGCCUGCACGCAGAGUCGAGUCCCCUCCACAGUAAAGGUGGUCCGAACGGAUUGCUGUCAGCUGCUGCGGCAGAAGAGGGCGAAGGAGAGGGCUACAUGGGCCGCAGCGAGGCGAGCGGCUCUCACCUGGCCGGUCGAGUGCAGACGUCGGAGAUGA
Leptomonas pyrrhocoris is the source of this 567-nucleotide messenger RNA. RefSeq lists its product as hypothetical. The record is from RefSeq and is a predicted model, not a curated record. Lineage: Eukaryota; Euglenozoa; Kinetoplastea; Trypanosomatida; Trypanosomatidae. Bases 1 to 567 code for a protein of 188 amino acids. The transcript has a single exon.